UCAAGGGACCGAGCCCUUUCGAGUUUCACUCUGACUUUUCCUUGCGAAAUUUGGAUCUGAGUCAUGGCCACCUUGGACCUCGACGUUCCCAUGGUCCCGGUUGGCGAGCCUUCGGGCAGCGCCGGUCCUUCCUCCUCCUCCAAGAAGAACAAGCGCUUCGAGAUCAAGAAGUGGAACGCCGUAGCCCUCUGGGCCUGGGAUAUUGUAGUUGAUAACUGUGCGAUUUGCAGGAACCAUAUUAUGGAUCUCUGCAUUGAGUGCCAAGCAAACCAGGCCAGCGCCACGAGCGAGGAAUGUACAGUUGCUUGGGGGGUUUGCAACCAUGCCUUUCAUUUUCACUGCAUCAGCCGAUGGCUCAAAACCCGUCAAGUGUGUCCACUAGAUAACAGCGAGUGGGAGUUUCAGAAGUAUGGUCACUAGAAUCUUCAUGCUGUUGAGACUCUGUGCUCUCACUUCUGUUUCCGCUAUGGCGCUAAGAAAGAUCUGGAUUUCCUGUCUAUUUCCAUAAUCCAUUUCCUUCUUAUUAAAUAUGCUGGAGUCUUCCUAUUUUCAAGAAGCAUUUGGGCUGUAUUAAUUUAGGAGUUUGAUUGGUUACAUAUCAAGUUAAAUAUGUGAAAUUCCCUAAACUGUUUUUGGUGUUCUAA
Messenger RNA from Alnus glutinosa, 644 nucleotides. RefSeq names its product RING-box protein 1a-like. Gene Ontology annotation, biological process: ubiquitin-dependent protein catabolic process; protein ubiquitination. Gene Ontology annotation, molecular function: ubiquitin protein ligase activity; cullin family protein binding; zinc ion binding. The record is from RefSeq and is a predicted model, not a curated record. The transcript is spliced from 5 exons. Gene Ontology annotation, cellular component: cullin-RING ubiquitin ligase complex; nucleus. Bases 64 to 420 code for a protein of 118 amino acids. Lineage: Eukaryota; Viridiplantae; Streptophyta; Magnoliopsida; Fagales; Betulaceae.